ACAAGAUGUCUGUGAAAUGGCUCUCAUUUCUGCUGCUACUACAGCUGACUUGCUACUUUAGCUCUGGGAGUUGUGGGAAGGUGCUGGUGUGGCCAAUGGAAUAUAGUCCUUGGAUGAAUAUGAAGACAAUUCUGGAUGAACUUGUCACAAGAGGUAAUGAGGUCACUGUUUUGACAUCUUCAGCUUCUGUUGUUAUUGAUCCCCAAAAGCCAUCUGCUAUUAAGUUUGAGACUUUCCCUGUAUCUUUAAAUGAAGAUGAAUUUGACAAUAGCAUCAGCCUUUUGAUCACAACAUGGACAAAUAUGUCAAAAAAUUCGUUUUGGCCUAAUUUUUCACCAAUAAGAAGUUUACUUGAGAAAUAUUCUGAUAUGCUUCUGCACAUCUGUAAAGAAGUGGUUUCGAACAAGAAACUCAUGACAAAACUACAUGAAUCAAGGUUUGAUAUCGUUCUUGCAGAUGCCGUUGCACCCUGUGGUGAGCUGCUGGCUGAGAUACUUAAAAUACCUUUCAUGUACAGUCUCUACACCUCACUUGGCUAUUCAAUUGAAAAGCUUAGUGGAAGAUUUCCUUUGCCACCAUCCUAUGUACCUGUUAUGACUUCAGAAUUAAGUGAUCACAUGACAUUCAUGGAGAGGGUUAAAAAUAUGAUAUAUGUACUUUACUUUGACUUCUGGUUCAAGACAUUUAAUGAGCAGAAAUGGAAUCAGUUUUACAGUGGAGUACUAGGAAGACCCACUACAUUAUCAGAGACAAUGGGGAAAGCUGAAAUAUGGCUCAUUCGAACCUAUUGGGAUUUUACAUUCCCGCGCCCACUGCUACCAAAUUUUGAAUUUGUUGGAGGCCUCCACUGCAAACCUGCCAAACCCCUUCCUAAGGAAAUGGAAGAGUUUGUGCAGAGCUCUGGAGAAAAUGGUAUUGUGGUGUUUACUUUGGGGUCAAUGGUCAGUAAGGUGACAGAAGAAAGAGCCAAUAUAAUCGCAUCAGCCUUUGCCCAGAUUCCACAAAAGGUUCUGUGGAGAUACGAUGGCAAGAAACCAGACACCCUAGGGCCCAAUACUCGGCUGUAUAAGUGGAUCCCCCAGAAUGACCUUCUCGGUCAUCCAAAAACCAAAGCUUUUGUAACUCAUGGUGGAAGCAACGGCAUUUAUGAGGCCAUCUACCACGGGAUCCCUAUGGUGGGCCUUCCUUUGUUUGCUGAUCAACCUCAUAACAUUGCUCAGAUGAAGGCCAAGGGAGCAGCUGUCAGGUUGGAUUUGGAAACAAUGACAAGAGUCGAUUUCCUUGCUGCAUUGAAGGAAGUCAUUAACAAUCCUUCAUACAAAGAGAAGGUGAUGUGGUUAUCAACCAUUCAACAUGAUCAGCCAGUGAAGCCCCUGGACCGAGCAGUCUUCUGGAUCGAGUUUGUCAUGCGCCACAAAGGAGCCAAGCACCUGCGGCCAGCCGUCCACGACCUCACCUGGUUCCAGUACCACUCUUUGGAUGUGAUUGGAUUCCUGCUGGCCUGUGUGGCAUCUGCUGUGUUUGUCAUCACAAAAUGUUGUCUGUUUUGUUACUGGAAGUUUGCUAAAACAGGAGAGAAGGGGAAAACGGAGUAGCUACAUCUGGGUCCUGAAGCAGGUACACCCCAUAGAUGGAACUCCUCCAAUUUCUUCCAGCAAGAAGGAGAUAUGAUAAGGUUCCCAUCCUCCUGUGACAAAACGACUUCUCACAAUUUAGCAUCUCAGAUGAAAAUUCAUUUUCAAGGGAUUUUCUAACUGAGAUAGAAAUAUGUCAUGCCAAGGGAAAAAUUGGUGAAAAAUUAAAUGAAAAUAAAACUAUAAGGGUAUGUACUGAGAUUUUUACUGAAAAGAAAUUAUUUUAAUUCAAAAGUAAUACUGAAAAGAACUUCUUAAACUUAACCGUGCUUCACAUGUUGGGCAUAGACACAAGAGCAGUAACAAGUCUACUCAUAGCAUCCAAAUGAUAGUCAGAAUUUUUAACUUCCUUCUCAUGCAGAAUUUUAUAGUUUUUUCUUGCUGCAGGAACUGUUCAAUAUUGGAAUUCUAUAAAAAGAUUCAUCCCUCAUUUCAUUUGUGAGACCACUAAAAUUCCUUGGCUUUUACUAUGCAUCCAAUGUCAGCAUCACUUCUUAACUAAAGCCAUGGCAAGCCAUGUGCCUUCAUCCACUUUAACUCAUUUGCCAGCAGAUUGUUUGUGGAAUUAGACACAUGACUACAAUAUUAGUUACCUGCUUCCUAUUUAAAAUUGGGGUAUUUGUGAAAAAUCUUUGAUUUCAUAACAUAUUUCUCUUUUUCUCUUCCACCUAUAAAAAUAUUCACCUGAUUAUUUUCACUCUCAUAUUCAACCUUUGAUAAUGGAAGUAAGUUCUCAAUUGUAUAUUAAGAAAAUAUGUAACCUGUACUCUAAAGGGACUUACUGAAUUUUCAUUCAUUGCAUAUGAACCUGAAUCUACCUACAGAUUUUAUCUAUAUCUAUAUACUCAUCUAUAGCUAUAUAUUUCUG
Hippopotamus amphibius kiboko is the source of this 2502-nucleotide messenger RNA. Its product is annotated as UDP-glucuronosyltransferase 2B4-like. NCBI's taxonomy places the organism in Eukaryota, Metazoa, Chordata, Mammalia, Artiodactyla, Hippopotamidae. The coding region runs from base 6 to 1595 and encodes 529 amino acids. The transcript is spliced from 6 exons. Gene Ontology annotation, molecular function: UDP-glycosyltransferase activity. The record is from RefSeq and is a predicted model, not a curated record.